CGGGGCGACGAGCGGCGCAAGCGCAGUGACGUAGGCCCGGGCUGUUGCUGUGGAAACCACUGAGCCCGCCCCCGGGCGGGCAGUCUGGAAGCCCCCUCGAGGUGCUCACGCCCUGCACCUCCGCUUCCAGGGAUUUGCGCUUUCGGGCCUCCUGCCGCGGAGUUCACCCCACAGUCACGUCGGCGGGGCCGUGGCCUUCGCCUCUUCCUGCACCGCCAAGCCCCGCCCGGCCCCAGUGCCGGGUUAAGCAGGGGCUCCUCGGUGCGCUGCAGUUUGGGGGGCAGGAAGCCCCUCGUGGUUUUAGACGCUGGCCUGCAGGAGAUGCACUUUGUGUACCUCUCUCGGGGUAAGGAAGUCAACCUUGUGCUAGUGGGGCUCAUGGAGGAAGAACGUCCCAGAAUGGUUAAAGGACCGUGCACCCACAGAGGGUCUCCAUUGGCGGAAUCCUUACACUUCCAGGUGCUGUGGGGGAUGCUUGCCAGGAUUACGGUAGUCAUUGGUCUUUGCGGAGAAAAAUAUGUUAGGAAGAGUAAAUAUGUUGUCUUUCUUCUUGAAUUGAAUCUGUAAGCAGGCCUAGAAAGCAUCCAAUAAAAAGACUCCAGUCCAGAUUGGAAAAUACCAGAAUAGGCAUAUUAUGAAGAAAUAUGGUGAUAAAUUUUGGGAGAAACACCUAAAAGAAUUGAAACUGGCUUACUAUGGGGAGACGAAGGGCAAGGAGAGUAGUUUCUUGUUAUAAGCCUCAGAAUUAUUUCACAUUUUAGACAAACUAUAAGUAUUACUUCCGUAAGAAUAAAAAUUAAAGAGUCUGUAGCAAAACAAAAAAAACCCUGCAUUAUUGAGUAUCUAUUGUAUGUAUAUACCAUUUGUGAGUACAGCCAUUUGCUUAAGUGUCUAGAGUUUAUAUUGUUUCUGCUAGAAAGUUUAUUAACAAACCAAAUCUUAGUGAGGGGAACUGGGAGUAGUAUUUGUUUAAAAAAAAAGGGGGGGGGGAGGGCAUAGAGGUAGGUGGAAUCAUUGCAUUAGAUCAGAGCCCAAACCAAAAAACCAAACCGAGUGCCGUUGAGUCGAUUCCAACUCAUAGUGACCCUAUAGGACAGAGUAGAGCUGCCCCAUAGACUUUCCAAGGAGUGCCUGGUGGAUUCGAACUGCCGACCCUUUGGUUAGCAGCCAUAGCAGUUAACCACUAUGCCACCAGCGUUUCUGAAAGAGAGCCCGGUAUUUUGAAAAAGCAAAUUUACUAAGUGAAAAUUCCCACGUCCUGUGGUACAUUUGAGGAGCCCUGGUGGUGCAGUGGAAACCCUGGUGGCAUAGUGGUUUUUUUUUUUUUUUUGGUUGGUGGUUCAGUAGUUAAGUGCUUGGCUGCUAACCGAAAACUCAGUGGUUUGAACCCACCAGCCCUCUGCUGGAGAAAGAUGUGGCAGUCUGCUUCCAUAAAGAUUUACAGCUUUGGAAAUCCUGUAAGGCAGUUCCAGUCUGUCCUGGAGGGUCGCUAUGAGUCAAAAUCCAUUUGGGGGCAACAGGUCAGGUUUAUGGUAAAUUUAUGGAUUCCCUGGGUGGUGCAGAUACUUAAUGCACUCUACUGCUAGCCAAAAGGUUAGAGGUUCGAGCCCACCCAGAGGCUCCUUGGAAGACGGGCCUGGCAAUCUGCUUCCAAAAGAUCGCAGCCUUGAAAACCCUAUGGAGGAGCACAGUUGUUCUCUUCACACUUGGUGUCACUGUGAGUCUGAAUCAACCUGAUGGCAACUGAGAACAACAACGUGCUCACUUGUGAACAAACCUACAUCCCUCAGUGAACCAGAAACUCGUCGGCAUCCAACAGACGGAGGAUAACCCAGGCCAAACUAAAGUUUCAGGGCAGCCCUAGAAGUGUUGAGGCUUCGUAGUCAGAGCAUGCAUCUCUACAGAUGGGUGAGAACCAGAACUGCAGGGAACAGAGUGGGGAGGGGCAGGGGGCCGUUUUAUCCAACGCCUAGUUGAGCUGAAAUUGAAUUUUUUUUCCCUUUAGCAGGAAGUCAUUAUGUGACUAACACAUUUUCAUCAGAUUUCCUCUGAUUUCGUCUGAAGUGUAUGUAGAAAUGAUGUGUACUGCCAAGAAAUGUGGAAUUAGAUUCAAGCCCCCAGCUAUUAUCUUAAUCUAUGAGGGUGAAGUCAAGGGAAAAAGUCGCCAGCGUAUUAUGCCAGUUCGAAACUUUUCAAAGUUUUCAGACUGCAGCAGAGCCGCUGAGCAACUAAAGAAUAAUCCACGGCACAAGAGUUACCUGGAACAAGUGUCUCUGAGGCAGCUAGAGAAGUUAUUCACUUUUUUACGAGGUUACUUGCAGGGGCAAAGUUUGGCGGAAAUGAUGGAACAAGUUCAACGGGAAAGAACCAUUGAUCCUGAGGAGGACCUGAACAAACUAGAUGACAAGGAACUUGCUAAAAGGAAGAGCGUCAUGGAUGAACUUUUUGAGAAAAAUCAGAAGAAGAAGGAUGAUCCGGACUUUGUUUAUGACGUUGAAGUCGAGUUCCCACAGGAUGAACAGCUGCAGUCCUGUGGCUGGGACACAGAGUCAGCCGACGAGUUCUGAGACGAAACGCUCCCAGAAUUUAUAGGGUUGGCAGAGACGCCGUGUGUUGACAGAGGACAUAGGUUGGUUUAGCAAAAUCUGUAAAGCAUACUAAAUGUAUAUGUUGGGUUGCCCAUGUUACUUUUCCAAAACCAGGACAUUUAGAGCAUCUACUGUGUAGGUAGGUGCCUAGGGAGACAGGAAAAACGGUAUAGGGAUAUGUCUUUAAAGAGCCUCCAUCUAAUGGGAAGGUAAGCCAAAAACUUGAGAAAAGCUAAUUAACAAUAUCAGGCAGCAAAAAGAUUAGAGCCAGGUGCCUGAUAAAGACAGUUAUGUGCCAAAGAGGGUCAGAGCCUAGAUCACUACUGGAUAGUCAGGGAAGACUUUGUCCUUUAGUGGGAGAGAUGGGACUUGGCCUGGCCCUUGAAAUGGUAGGAUUGUGUAGGAUUCCAGGUGAAAGAAACUGGAAGAGGGGGAGAGGGAUGAUGGUAAAGAAGCAGGACAUUGAAAGUUUUAUUUGUGGAACAGGAAGCAAAUUACAGUUGACAAGAUUGGAAGGCAUAUGUGGUUAUCAGGGAAUUAACCUGUGUGCAUCAUGUUUUUAUAAGUGUUUAACUUAUUUUAUGUGUAUUUACUCUGGAGUAGAGAGUGCUCCUGCAAAAUGCCCUGCUGCCGCAAGUCCAUGUCAUUUGAUGGGCAGCAGGGGACCUUCCCCAUGAGGUAUCAGGGAUUAUAUUCUAAAGAUAUUCUGAAACCCUGAACCUCUUCCCAUAAACAAGAGGCUUGUUUGUAAAAUGAGAAUUCCACCCGUGUUGUAUAUACAACCAGUACUGCCGGUUUAGACCUAUUCAUGAGUUGUUAAACCUUUACUUAACCAGGUUAUCUGUACACAGAUACAUCUUUCUUCUUACUAGAAUGUUAUUUAAUUGGUAGAAAUCUGAUGUUCUUUGCAAGUAAAUUAAUAUUCAGUAAAUGAAACUGUUAAAAUAAUUAUUCACUCUUUCUACCUGUCCAUCGCCAUUCUCUUUACCAUUAAAAGCCCUGUUAAAGGGACCAUUCCUAUAGUGAUGUCACUAGGACUUAAGGUGGUCACAUUUCAGGUAUAUAUUUGCCAAACGUAGCAAUUUUCAGAAUUAGAUCCUUCCAUAUCUACGUAGUACUCCAUUGUAUACAUGUAGACUAUUUUAAAAGUUGACUUUAGUUGUUUCUCCCUUUUACUAUUACAAGCAAUACUACAGCAGAUAUCUUUGUACAUUCUUUGUUUUGCACACAGGCAAGAGUAUCUAUAGGAUAAAUGCCUAGAGGGGAAUUACUGAAUCAGGGUGUGUGCAUUUUAAAUUAUAGUAGAUACUGCUUAGUUGUCCUCCAUGGAGAUAUAUUCAUUCAUUCAGAUCUGUAUUUAUUGAAUACUACAUGUUAAGCUGUACAGUUCUAGGGUCUAGGGACAUAGCAGACCAUGUUUACAGACUGGUUGAAGAGGAGAGACAAUAAACAUAAAUAUACGGAAUAGGGUCAGGUGAUAAGUGCUCUGAAGAAAAGGCAAGGUAAAAAAAAUAAUAAUAGAGGAGGUGGGAGCCACUGUUUUAGAUAGGGUGAUCAGAGAAGGCGUCACCGAGGAGGUGACAUUUGAAAAACAGCCUGAAGGAGGUGAAGGAAAUAUUGAUAUGCAUUUCAGGGGUGUUGGGGAAAGGCAAGUGAUAGGCUCUAGGGCUGGAGUGUGCUUGGUGUGUUUGAGGAAGAACAGGGAGGCCAGUGUGGCUCAUACAGAUUGAGCAAGGGAGAAGAUGGUAGGAGAUGAGGUUGGAGUGGAUUUUGCCAAUGCAAGUACUUAAACCUUGAAGGUUGUACCAACUUAAACUAUCAGCAAUACAUGAGAGUACCUGUUUUUCCCAUGUGUUCAUUAGCAGAGGGUGUUAUCAAAGGUGUUGAUCUUUGCCAAUCUUAUAGUUUAAAAAUGGUAUCUCAUAGUUUUGAUUUGCACUUCUUUUAUUAUGGGUGAAACUGAGUAGCCAGUCCUGUCAAGUUUCAUCUCUCAUAGUUUUCACUGUAAUAUGUGCUAAGUAAGCAUAUAGUGGCCAACAACAACAAAAGGGGUCAAUUUUAUGGUAUGUAUUGAGGUAUAUAAGUUGUUCCUCAAUAAAACUGUUUGAAGAAAUAGAAUAGGAUCGAUGUCUGCAGACCAUUUGUUCUAAGAAGGAGCGAGAGGGGCCAAAGAUAUGUGUAAACACCUCCUCGAACCCACACAGAGUUGGAGAUUGAAAAAGGUUGGAGGACAGAAUUAAUGCAUUUAUUCAAUAAACACUUUUCCAGUAUUUACUCCAUGGAAGCUCCCCAGAAGCUCUGGAAAGGAAUGGCUUUGAAGAAAGUGAAAGAACAGGAGAAGGCUGAUUAUGAUGCCGGGGCAGAUUGAGGUUUAUGAUUCCAGUAUUCUCCUUAAUGGAUGAGCGAGAGUAAUCUGAUUAGAGUGAGACUGGGGAGGAAAGAGGGAUUUAGGAUGAAAAGGAGAGGUGUGCAGAAGGAUCUUUGUGAAGGUGAGAUUGGGUGUGCUCAAGAUAGAUGGGAAAAGUAGAAUGUGAAAUCAAACAAAAAUCUAAAACUCCACGAAAGACACAAGGUAAUUAUGAGCCCAACAGACAGAAAGGGCCAUGUAAAUCAGAGACUACAUCAGCCUGAGACCAGAAGAACUAGAUGGUGCCCGGCUACAACCGAUGACUACCCUGACAGGGAACACAGCAGAGAAUCCCUAAUAGAGCAGGAGAACAGUGGAAUGCAGACCUCAAAUUCUUAUGAAAAGACCAGACAUAAUGGUCUAACUGAGACUAGAAGGACCCAAGAGGUCAUGGUUCCCAGACCUUUUGUUAGCCCAAGACUGAAACCAUUCCCAAAGCCGAAUAUUCAGACAAGUUGGACUGAACUAUAAGAUAGAAAAUGAUACCGGUGGGGAGUGAGCUGCUCGGCUCAAGUAAACACAGGAGACUAUGUGGGCAGCUCCUGUCUAGAGGGGAAAUGAGAAGGCAGAGGGAGACAGGAGCUGGCUGAAUGGACAUGGGAAUACAGGGUGGAGAGAAGGAGUGUGCUGUUUCGUUAGGGGGAGAGCAACUAGGAGUACGUGGAAUGGUGUGUAUAAAUUUUUAUAUGAGAGACUAACUUGAUUUGUAAACUUUGACUUAAAGCACUAUUAAAAAAAUAAAAUCACCUAUAUGAGACCAAA
Molecule: messenger RNA, 5757 nt
Organism: Loxodonta africana (African savanna elephant)
Lineage: Eukaryota; Metazoa; Chordata; Mammalia; Proboscidea; Elephantidae
Gene: CEP19
Product: centrosomal protein 19
Exons: 3
Coding region: 2076-2567 (163 amino acids)
Biological process (GO): trans-Golgi to periciliary membrane compartment transport; microtubule anchoring at centrosome
Cellular component (GO): centrosome; centriole; spindle pole
Source: RefSeq, a predicted model, not a curated record